Lutzomyia longipalpis is the source of this 1008-nucleotide messenger RNA. It is a transcript of the gene Xpac, whose product is annotated as DNA repair protein complementing XP-A cells homolog. Gene Ontology annotation, biological process: nucleotide-excision repair, DNA damage recognition; UV-damage excision repair; base-excision repair. The record is from RefSeq and is a predicted model, not a curated record. Gene Ontology annotation, cellular component: nucleotide-excision repair factor 1 complex. The transcript is spliced from 3 exons. Gene Ontology annotation, molecular function: damaged DNA binding. The coding region runs from base 42 to 914 and encodes 290 amino acids. Lineage: Eukaryota; Metazoa; Arthropoda; Insecta; Diptera; Psychodidae.
CGUGAAUGAGUUUUGCGUUAGUGUGAGUUGCGUCAGUUUGCAUGCUUUUAAUUUCGCAAGUUUUCCCUCAAAAAUUAAUUUUUCCCACAAAAAUGUCUCAAGAAUCCAGCAAUAGUGGCCUGACUGAUGCCCAGAAGUCUCGAAUUGAUAGAAAUCGUCAGAAGGCGCUCUAUCUCAAGAACUCAAAGCUCGUAGCUCAUCCCUAUGCAAAAUCUGUUGAAGAAGGUGAAAAAAGCGUAAUAAAGAUCCAUGGGAGUCGCUUUGUUGACAGUGGUGGAGGUUUUCUGAUCGAGGAGGAAGUUGGCGAAGGAAAAAACUCCGGGAAUCAACCACAUGGGAAUUCUGAGGAGCAGCACAUUAUAGAUGAAGCUAUUGAUCUUCCCGUUACUUACGAUGAAUGCAUGGAGUGUGCUGAUAAAUUCGCAGAAUCCUACCUUAUGCACCACUUUGACUAUCCCGUGUGUGAUAACUGCCGAGAUAACGAUGAUAAGCAUUCCCUGAUUACCAAAACGGAUGCAAAGAAAGAAUAUCUGCUGCAGGAUUGCGAUCUGGAGAAGCGAGAACCCCCACUGAAGUAUAUUAUUCGUAAGAAUCCCCACAACGUUCGCUGGGGCGAAAUGAAACUCUAUCUGCAUGUCCAGAUUGAGAAGAGAGCACUGGAAGUGUGGGGCAGCGAAGAGAAUCUUCGGGCGCAACAUGAGCUACGAGAUGAAAAGCGAGAAAAGAGUAAAAUCAAGAAGUACAACAAACAAAUGAAGCAACUGAGGAUGGACAUGAGAAGUAGUCUCUACGAUAGAACCUCCGAAGCAGCUCAUAUUCACAAAUUCGGUCCGGAUAGCUAUAAUGAAUCUGAUGAUACGUACACUCAUACCUGUCUCACCUGCAAAUACACGGAAACCUUUGAAAAAAUGUAAAAAAAUCUUUUCGAGUCUUGUGAUUUUUUUGUACAAUUCUUUUUCAUUUAAAAUUGUCAGAAUAAAAUUCUCAAUUAUAAUCUUAAAAAGACAA